GCGAAUAGUUCGGCAUGGUAGCCACUCUGUAUAAUUUAUGUCGCGACAGUAUUAGGAUUUAAGACAGACAGCCAACCUGGCUCUUGCUAUUGAUGAUAGCAGCUAGGGCAAAACACUCUAUUUAUGCAUACCACUCAUAUAUUUAUUUGCCAUAUAAAUAAAACGGGCUUAAGAUCCUUUGGUAGCCGAGUGCUUGGAAUGUGUCCGCGACAUGUCCUCUAUCUAAGAACCGGGUCCUUUAGUUCACGGAGGAUCCUUUUGAAUAGUCUUUAAAUAAUAUACAUCAUGGAAGCGACCUGCUUGGAAAAAGCGUCCCUCGCUGCAUGACGGACUCCUGGAUAGGAGCCGCACCAUUUGCUUACACGUCGCAGCGCAAAUCCAUUCGGUUUCAGCUUCCAACAAGUUGGAGACACCCUGCCUCCGAAGACACGUGUACCUUGCAGCAUUACAGUCCUUCACAGCUCUAUUACCAGAAUGUCUGGCGGCCUAGCAGCCCAAAUGCAGCUGUUUCUGCUGGUUUGGGGUUUGCUCUCCGCCACCAUCAACGGCGCUGUGCCUGCCAAGAACAGCUACCGCAGCCCAUCAGGCCACCCCUUGUUCAUCGAACCGCGCCAUGCCGUUUACCAUGCCGGAGUACGGCAUAAAGCUGAUGAAGCCGGGCUGGACGAGCAUGGCGCAUGGGUGCACUUGAAGUACGACAUGGAACUGGCUGAGCACCUGGUCAUCCUAGCACACGAGCCCAGCCUGCUGGGCCUGAGGUGCUUGGAGGAGUCCGGCUGGCUGGUGUUCAUGGUCAGGGACACUGCAACACCACUGCGCUGGCCGCGGGGAGCUGUGGUGGUGGGAAACGAGUCCUGGGGGUGUCGACCACAUGGGGAAGAGAAGGCGAAGCCCUUCUACUACCGCUUGAAGAGCGCUGGCACGGCACAUGGCCCCAACGAGGCUAUCACUGGAGAUUGGCUCGACGUGUUUGCCAGCAUGCACAAAGGCAGUCCUAAUGACACUGCUGCUGAGAGCUCUGAAGAAGUACUCCAAGACUACGACGCUGAUCAGCAGCAGCAGGUCCCACGCUUUGCAAACCGCACGACGGCCCCUAAUCAUGUUACCUGGUGCAGCAUGUUCAAUUGCUCAACAGCAGCAAACGUUUCGUUUGUGGUGUUCGAGGCCGAAGCGGUCGGCAUGGAGUUUUGCUUCCGGCACGCACGCAUCUCAUACCGCUACCUGCCUCAUGGCCACGUUGACCACCCAGUAAGCGGAGCCAAAGCUCGCGCUGCUGCUACUGCCACCGCCCGACGGCAGCAGCAAGCAGCCGCGGGUGGCUUAAUUUACACGGGCAUGGGAACCAUGACGGCCGAUGAAGUUGAAGCAGCUUAUGCUCACCUCGUGAACGCUACCGGCAAGUUGCCACGGUUGGAGUCCGAGGACGACAGCAUGAUGGGUGAUGAUGCCAGCAGCCAUGGGAGGCGACUCCAGGGGUUCUGGAGCUCCCUUUGGGACGGCACCAAGAAACUCGCUAAGCAGGUAUCUCGUGAAAUCGUCAAGGUGGCAGAUGCCCUUGUCAACACUGUCGAAGCGGUUGCGGCGGUGGUCGACGUGGCAGCCACGCUGGCGAGUGGUGACCCAGUUACCCUUGGUGGAAAGCAGGCAGUCAAUCUUCUGGGCAUGAACUAUGACAGCGCAACGCAGCGUGUCAUAAAUCCAUCCAUAGACCUGGGAACAAGCGGUAUCACUGCCACGUGUGAUGGGUGCUACGCUACCAUGGAUGCUGGCGUGCUGUUUGAAGUCGUCAUUGCACCCCAGACCUCCUUCCCUUUCGUUCGCAUGGAGAGCUGUAAGAUGUCCGCGUACGGCUCCCUAAACAUAAAUGCUGAUGUCACGGUUGGUGCUACGGUUAGCGGGUCCUCUGGGUACCAGGUUAUGGGCACACGUAACAAACCGCAGCAGCCAGGCAUCCAGGACAACUACGUCGGCGCCAUCUCGUUCAUGGCUGGCCCCAUUCCAGUGACAUUGGAUUUCUUUGUUGGGCUUGAGGUGGCGCUGGCAAUGUCCGUAUCCGCCAGCGGCACUGCAAGCACUGGGUUUAGCUAUUCACGGUACAUGGAGCUUGGGACGGAAUACCGGUACCAGUGGGGUGAAUUCAGGAGUGUUCCAUCGCAGGUCUGGUCCCAAUUUACCUUCCAUCCAGUUCGCCUGUCAUUCAGCACCGGCGUUGUUAUUGAGACAACGUUUUCACCCCGGCUCCUCAUCAAAGCAUGGAAGCUAGUCCCGUUCCUCAUCAGCCCCAUGUUCACAGUGGGAGUCGAGGGCACUGUAAACAGCCCCGGCUGCUCCUCUCUCGGAUACCAGCUCUUUUACGGCUUAGCCCUGAAGCUCUCCGUUGAGAAGAUUAUAGUGCAGCUGCCCAUCAUCAAGAAGAAUCUCACACUGGGGAGUCCCGUGCUGCCAAUGACAGCGACCAUACCUCUGAUUUCCAAGGCCAACGCAAACAUCGUCGGAUGUCUUCCCCUACCCGGUGGAGGGAGCACGUCUGGUCAGGACACCCUGUGGUACACCGGGCCGUGGGGAGCAUGCAGUGCCACAUGUGGUGGGGGCACACGCAGCCGGGUCGUGGAGUGCCGCCUGCGGAGCAACACAGACGUGAAAGUGGCUGACAGCUCCUGCCCCUGGACCAAGCCAGCCGCCACUCAGGCUUGCAACAGCAUGACCUGUGGCACCUCAGGCAGCUGCCCUGCUGCAUGCACUCGAGACAUGCUGAGCAACGAGGAGUGUGACCGGGAGUGCAUGGUUCCGGAGUGUGGUUUCGACAACGGCUACUGCACAAAGCAGCUGCAAGUCGCAGUUGCAUGCCUGGCUGCCACCACCUGCCGGGACUGCCUGUCAAGUGGCACCUCCUGCGGCUGGUGCGCCUCCAGCAACCGCUGCCUUCCUGGUGGCCUUGGCGCACCCCUGACUGGCUACAGCUGUGGCUCAUCCUCUUGGUGGACAGGACAAUGCGUCCCUGAUGAGCCCACGCUGUCAUUCUCAAAGCCUACCGCCGGCAGCAGCUGUUUUGUUGGGCAGCAAUGCACUGUGCAGUGGAGUGGUGGCUCUGGGGACGUCCGAAUCUUCCUGCGGUCAAGUUCCUCUGCACCAAUGUUGCAGGGGUUCGGCCUUCCAACAGGACCGGUAUCAAAUACCAACCCCUCCCUCACUUGGGUAGUCCCUGCGGGCACUCCGUUGAGCAGUAGCUAUCAGCUAAUCAUCCUCAGCGAUUCAGAUGAUAGUAACUUUGGUGUCAGCAGCACCUUUGCUAUCACCGGCACGGUAUCAGCAUACCGUUGGGAUGUGGCGACAGACUGGGGCGCCUGCAGUGUUAUUUGCGGUGGUGGCACCCGCACACGUACCAUCCGGUGCAUCAAAAUUUCCGACAGCUCAACAGUGUCAUCGAGUCUGUGCAAUGCUGCAUAUCAGCCAGCUUCUAGUGAAGCGUGCAACACAUACCGUUGCCAAACAUGCCCUUCAGUUGGUGUAUGCUCCACGGGCCGCUGCCCUGCUUGCACAUGCAAGCGGCAGCCUAGCGGGUUUGGAUACUUCUGUGGCACAACCCUAGAUGGUUUCACAUACGGGUGCGACACAGACUCAAAUGACUACCCUGGUUACCAGGCCUGCUGCCGUCGUCAGGGGUUCAUGUGUGAUGACGGCUGCACAGGCAAAGCCAAGUGGAUGGAGGCCGCCCGUGGGCCAUGCAGCAAGCCGUGUGGAGGGGGCACCCAGACCAGGUCCUUCCGAUGCCUAGGGCAUUAUGAUCCCGGCUGUGGUGGGAGUGAUUACCAGUGCGCAAAGAAUAUCACCUGCUAUGACUACCAGUGCCAAGGGCCCGAUCCGGGCAAGCUGACAUAUGAGUGUAACACGGAGCCCUGCCCAGUGUACAGCUGGAAGACAUCAGAUUGGAGUGUGUGCUCUCGGGCAUGCAGUGGAGGUACUCAAACUCGCACCGUCCAGUGUGUUCUGGGGUCUUCAACCGCUGCAAGUGGUUCCGUGGUCGCAGAUAGCUUCUGCACAGCCACACGGCCGGCAGAAUCACAGAGCUGCAACUCAGAGGCAUGUCUUGAAUUUCCCCUGGGCUUUGUUAGCCCUGUACCCGGCGAUCAGUUUGAGGUCUGCAGUGCGAUAAAUGUGAGCUGGUCAGGAGGUCUAGGCUAUGGUGUUAUCAGCGUGCAGGCAGCACUCAUAGCGGAAGGCCUGGCAGCCAUACCACCGUUGGCCAACUUUCAAACCCUAGCAACCACGUGGUAUGCUGAGACCUUGAACCUGCCGACAUCCGUGGAGAAUACCGGCAGCACUCUGUGGCAGGUUCCUUGCUAUGCGAGCAUGCUUCCAGGGUGGUACCUGCUGCGGGUAAUCUCGGGCAACAGCAGCAGCAACAUGGCUACAAUGGAAGGCCCAAUCCUCAUACGGGGAGCCCCUGGGUCAUGUAUGCGCCCGGAUGGGUACUGUACACACGCCGGCUCUACCCUCCAGCGUGUCGACUGUGAUGGUGACGGCCGGCUCGACCUGGUCUGCACGGACACAACAGGACAGCGCGGGGUGAUCCUGUCGAGUACAGGGUGCAACCGGCAGGAUGGAUGGCCCAACGUCACGGUUACAGCAUGCCCAGCCAUCCUAACCAAGACCACCCAUCUGGGCUGCUACACGGACAAUGCACAGCGUGUGCUGCCCACCCAGCUAGCUGUCCGUUCCGACAUGACACCAGAAAUGUGUGCAGCUCUGGCGUACAAAGCAGGCCUGAACAUAUAUGGUAUCGAGGUGGGAAUUGAAUGUUUUGGUGGCAAUGACCUUGAGCGUGCCAAGCAACUGGGCACAAGUCAACACUGCGACUCCGCAUGUGCUGGUGACACCUCACGCUGGAUGUGUGGGGGUGGCUGGGCGCUGGACAUAUACCUCUUUGAAUCAUGCAUCCGCCCGGACGGGUACUGUACACACGCCGGCUCUACCCUCCAGCGUGUUGACUGUGAUGGUGAUGGCUGGCUCGACCUGGUGUGCACGGACACAGCAGGACAGCGCGGGGUGAUCCUGUCGAGUACAGGGUGCAACCGGCAGGAUGGAUGGCCCAACGUCACAGUUACGGCAUGCCCAGCUGUCUUCUAUGGGAUCACUUUCCUCGGCUGCUAUGCGGACAAUGCACAGCGUGUGCUGCCCACCCAGCUAGCUGUCAGUGCUGACAUGACACCAGAGAUGUGUGCAGCUCUGGCAUUCAGGGCAGGCCUGUCAUUGUUUGGGAUAGAGGUUGGGAUCGAGUGCUUUGGUGGAAAUGAUGUCCAAACUGCCACACAGUUAGGCAUGAGCCAAACUUGUGGCAGUCGAUGUGCUGGGGACGCUUCCAGAAUAUGUGGUGGCGGCUGGGCGUUAAGUGUGUACAUUCUCGGUAGCGGGUCUCCAAGCCCUCCAGUUCCCAUUCCUCCCUCUCCACCCAGUCCUUCGCCUCCCUCCCCACCCAGCCCUACACCACCCUCUCCGCCUAGCCCCACACCUCCCUCCCCACCCAGCCCUUCUCCACCUUCUCCGCCUAGCCCCAAACCUCCCUCCCCACCCAGCCCUUCACCACCUCCUAUCCCUCCAAGCCCUAGACCUCCUACACCUCCCAGCCCGCCACCGUCCCCACCUAGCCCUUCACCACCUUCUCCGCCUAGCCCCACACCUCCCUCCCCACCCAGCCCUUCACCACCUACUCCGCCUAGCCCCACAUCUCCCUCCCCACCCAGCCCUUCACCACCUCCUAUCCCUCCAAGCCCUAGACCUCCUACACCUCCCAGCCCGCCACCGUCCCCACCUAGCCCUUCACCACCUUCCCCACCCAGUCCUUCGCCUCCCUCCCCUCCCAGCCCUACACCACCCUCUCCGCCUAGCCCCACACCUCCCUCCCCACCCAGCCCUUCACCACCUUCUCCGCCUAGCCCCACACCUCCCUCCCCACCCAGCCCUUCACCACCUCCUAUCCCUCCAAGCCCUAGACCUCCUACACCUCCAAGCCCGCCACCGUCCCCACCUAGCCCUUCACCACCUUCCCCACCCAGUCCUUCGCCUCCCUCCCCACCCAGCCCUACACCACCCUCUCCGCCUAGCCCCACACCUCCCUCCCCACCCAGCCCUUCACCACCUUCUCCGCCUAGCCCCACACCUCCCUCCCCACCCAGCCCUUCACCACCUCCUAUCCCUCCAAGCCCUAGACCUCCUACACCUCCAAGCCCGCCACCGUCCCCACCUAGCCCUUCACCACCUUCCCCACCCAGUCCUUCGCCUCCCUCCCCACCCAGCCCUUCACCACCCUCUCCGCCUAGCCCCACACCUCCCUCCCCACCCAGCCCUUCACCACCUUCUCCGCCUAGCCCCACACCUCCCUCCCCACCCAGCCCUUCACCACCUCCUAUCCCUCCAAGCCCUAGACCUCCUACACCUCCAAGCCCGCCACCGUCCCCACCUAGCCCUUCUCCACCUUCCCCACCCAGUCCUUCGCCUCCCUCCCCACCCAGCCCUUCACCACCCUCUCCGCCUAGCCCCACACCUCCCUCCCCACCCAGCCCUUCACCACCUUCUCCGCCUAGCCCCACACCUCCCUCCCCACCCAGCCCUUCACCACCUCCUAUCCCUCCAAGCCCUAGACCUCCUACACCUCCAAGCCCGCCACCGUCCCCACCUAGCCCUUCACCACCUUCCCCACCCAGUCCUUCGCCUCCCUCCCCACCCAGCCCUUCACCACCCUCUCCGCCUAGCCCCACACCUCCCUCCCCACCCAGCCCUUCACCACCUUCUCCGCCUAGCCCCACACCUCCCUCCCCACCCAGCCCUUCACCACCUCCUAUCCCUCCAAGCCCUAGACCUCCUGCACCUCCAAGCCCGCCACCGUCCCCACCUAGCCCUUCACCACCUUCCCCACCCAGUCCUUCGCCUCCCUCCCCUCCCAGCCCUACACCACCCUCUCCGCCUAGCCCCACACCUCCCUCCCCACCCAGCCCUUCACCACCUUCUGCGCCUAGCCCCACACCUCCCUCCCCACCCAGCCCUUCACCACCUCCUAUCCCUCCAAGCCCUAGACCUCCUACACCUCCAAGCCCGCCACCGUCCCCACCUAGCCCUUCACCACCUUCCCCACCCAGCCCUUCGCCUCCCUCCCCACCCAGCCCUUCACCACCCUCUCCGCCUAGCCCCACACCUCCCUCCCCACCCAGCCCUUCACCACCUUCUCCGCCUAGCCCCACACCUCCCUCCCCACCCAGCCCUUCACCACCUCCUAUCCCUCCAAGCCCUAGACCUCCUACACCUCCAAGCCCGCCACCGUCCCCACCUAGCCCUUCUCCACCUUCCCCACCCAGUCCUUCGCCUCCCUCCCCACCCAGCCCUUCACCACCCUCUCCGCCUAGCCCCACACCUCCCUCCCCACCCAGCCCUUCACCACCUUCUCCGCCUAGCCCCACACCUCCCUCCCCACCCAGCCCUUCACCACCUCCUAUCCCUCCAAGCCCUAGACCUCCUACACCUCCAAGCCCGCCACCGUCCCCACCUAGCCCUUCACCACCUUCCCCACCCAGUCCUUCGCCUCCCUCCCCUCCCAGCCCUUCACCACCCUCUCCGCCUAGCCCCACACCUCCCUCCCCACCCAGCCCUUCACCACCUUCUCCGCCUAGCCCCACACCUCCCUCCCCGCCCAGCCCCUCACCACCUCCUAUCCCUCCAAGCCCUAGACCUCCUGCACCUCCAAGCCCGCCACCGUCCCCACCUAGCCCUUCUCCACCUUCCCCACCCAGUCCUUCGCCUCCCUCCCCACCCAGCCCUUCACCACCCUCUCCGCCUAGCCCCACACCUCCCUCCCCACCCAGCCCUUCACCACCUUCUCCGCCUAGCCCCACACCUCCCUCCCCACCCAGCCCUUCACCACCUCCUAUCCCUCCAAGCCCUAGACCUCCUACACCUCCAAGCCCGCCACCGUCCCCACCUAGCCCUUCACCACCUUCCCCACCCAGUCCUUCGCCUCCCUCCCCUCCCAGCCCUUCACCACCCUCUCCGCCUAGCCCCACACCUCCCUCCCCACCCAGCCCUUCACCACCUUCUCCGCCUAGCCCCACACCUCCCUCCCCGCCCAGUCCCUCACCACCUCCUAUCCCUCCAAGCCCUAGACCUCCUGCACCUCCCAGCCCGCCACCGUCCCCACCUAGCCCUUCUCCACCUUCCCCACCCAGUCCUUCGCCUCCCUCCCCUCCCAGCCCUUCACCACCCUCUCCGCCUAGCCCCACACCUCCCUCCCCACCCAGCCCCUCACCACCUCCUAUCCCUCCAAGCCCUAGACCUCCUGCACCUCCCAGCCCGCCACCGUCCCCACCUAGCCCUUCUCCACCUUCCCCACCCAGUCCUUCGCCUCCCUCCCCACCCAGCCCUUUACCACCUUCUCCGCCUAGCCCCGCGCCUCCGACCCCACCUAGCAGCCCUCCAGCCCCUUUUCCUCCAAGCCCUAUGCCUCCUACGCCACCUAGCCCUUUUCCUCCUUCAUUUCCUAAUAGUCCUGGACCACCCUCCCCUCCCAAUCCUUCAACUCCUUCCCCACCGAGCCCUAGGCCACCUUCGUCACCAAGGCCCUUCCCGCCUCCACUCCCCAGCCCGUUAAGAGCUUUCCCAGCGCCGCCGCCCUACCUCAGCCCCUCGGCCUCGGGAUCCCUCAUGGUCGUGGUCAAAGUCACGUUACUGUUGCAGUGUCCCGUUGAUCCAACCAGGACCCUUAUCGUGUCGACUACCUAUGAACUGCAUGUGAACUUCAACUUCAUCAACGUUUUUGCUGGCUUUCCGGAUGGCUCCGGGUACGCAAGCUGCGAUGCGGGUGUGCAGGCGGGCUUCCUGAUGGGCCUUUCCGGUGUGCUGGGUUUGCCUGCUGGCAACGUGACGUCGCUCUGUGCGGACACCGCGUCUGCCGGCGGAGGCGAUGCAGCGACCAGCAACCGGCGCAGCUUGGCAGAUAACACGUCAACUUGCAGUCCGCGGGUAUCGAACACCCUGCUUCUAAAGCUGGACCCCACCACCCCUGUGGACGUGAUGAAGACCACUCUGCACUCAGCGCUGACGGCUAGUGGCGUGUGCGCGCUGGGGCCUGUCGACGGCGACUGGGCAUCUACAGGUGCUGAGGUUGAGGUUCUGUCUACGCCCGGAUCCGGUCUUGAAGAUUGCAUCUCCCUCGCUAACGCCGUGCUGCCGACACUUGAGGGCGCCGGCGUCUCAGCAGCAGGAUCCUCAACUUCUAACUGCAGCGUGUCGUACAUCAGUCAGACCAGCCUCAUGGACGAUAACCCGUCACACGGCGGCAUCUCCAAAUCCAGCGCCAUCGGCAUAGCUGGUGCUGGAGCAGCCGUCCUGGGUGUUCUGGUCAUGGUCGCUUUGGUGGUGUACCGCAGGCGUAAGAAGAGACGACGAAGCUCCACUGCACCCAGGCCAAUAGAGUACACUUAUGCGGCCAACGAGGAACGUCCUUCGCCUCAUAGUGCCUGGCUGGAAAGGCAGAGUGUUGACGCAUGUCAACCGCAACACAACGUCGACUCCGGUCUCACGCUUGGUUCCGCUUCAUGCGCCACACGAGAGGGGCCACAACUCCAUCUGUUGGCAGGCAGCGACAGGGAUGCUGACGCCAGCGUUGCGAGCGGCAAUGUACUUGCAGGCACGCCGGCGAGCAACCAAUGCGUCGACGUCACCCAGGUCACAAGUAGUGCUGUCGUUUUCAGUGCGUUGAAUCUUCCAAGAAGCGGAGGCGAUACGUCUUUGCAAGUAGCUGAUGACUCAGCAGGUCCGCGCGCACACAAGGGUGCAGCCGCCCCAGCAGCAGCAGCUGCCACCAGUAGCAUGCCUGCAGCAGCAGCAGCACCCGAGCUGGAAACCCAGCAGCACCAAGCCGCUGUACGGGGCAGACUGCCUGCACUAGACCCAGCACUGUACCCCCACGCCCCUGCAUCUCCCUUCCGCGCAAGUAAGCGCCUGGAGCAGCAGGCCCGACUGACGCCGCUGCCGCAGGCCCAGGCGGCCCCGACAGGCACUGGCAGGCCCGCUAAGCUGCCUCCCAUUGCUACUGAUGACAGCAACAGCAGCCCAUUGGCAGCAGCCUUGCAAAGUCCACAACCCGUCCCACUCAGCGGCCAGCAGCCCGUCACGCCAUCCGCGGCGAGCAGCGGAGCAGAUGGUCGGAGAAGCUCCCACGUGCGUUCCGCAUCAGAGGCAGCCAACACCGGUACCAUCACGCCGUCAAGCCCCGGUUCUGCCACCGUUAGCUAUCAGGAGCAGACAGCAGCUGCAGUACGACGCGACCCAGCAGCAGACAGCCGCCGCCCAGUGCUGGGAGGUGACAGCAGACAGCAGUGUCUCUCGCCGCGUAAGCAUGCCUACCUGCACUUGGGCACUGGUAGCAGCAGGGAAGCAGCACAAACAGCGGCUGGUGGAACGCCUUCCGUUAACGACGGGGCUGGACAGGAACGACCCACGGUUCAGCUGCCAGGCACCCCUCUGUUUGGGAGGCCCAGCAGCAGCAGUGUAGCGUCGACCAGCAACUACUGCGAUGGUCCAAGCAUCGGUGGUGAUAUGGCCCCUGCUGGGCGCCAGCAGCAGCACGAUUCAACCGUCCUGGAGCCGCCUGCGUGCAGGGGGAGUACCUGCGAGCCAAGGGGCUGAUGAGUUGGGCAGAGGGCGGCGGCCAAGUAGCGCGAGCGACCAGGGUUAUUAUGAUAAAGGAUGCUGAAAAGGCUAUCCUCGCAAACCUUGUCGGUGACGCAAAGAAUGUUUUAACACCGGCGGUAGGUUAAUUGUACAGUGCAAUUGAGUGUGGUAUAGUUGUAUAUUUGAAUGUGGCAUAAGAGGACGAGGUUAUAGAACCCUGGUCCACGAUGGACCCACGGGUCGUUCCCCGGCAACGCUGUGUACGGGCAUUGUUCGUGCACACGGUGUAUGCCGAACAGAAGUGGGUCGAGUAGCCGAAGAGAGUUGGGUGCUGUGUUCAUGCGUCCUGACGCGUGUGCUGCGGGGGUUCGUCACCCGUGCGUGUCAUCUUGUUGGGAUCCGCUGCAAGGGUUAUAAACUUAUAAUCAUUCUUUUACUUAGCUUCUGCUGGUAGACCGCAAGCCUGCAACCGCCGCGCACGACAUUUGGGUUUGCUGUAAGCAUGGGAUAGCAUGGCAUUGACCAAGCUCCUACCCGAGACGGCUAUUGUCAGGGGGACACGCGGGGCGAGGAGGGGUCUGUAUGUCAUCAGGACGUAAUGAUAGAAUGGAACGUAUGUACAUAGCGACGGGACCAGUUGAAUGCCCGCAGUCUUCAAGUACUUCAGGACAGAUGUGAACUGCAUGCCUCUGCCUGUGAGAUGUCGAUGGCUCGGUGCCAGACGUGUUGUUUGCCGGCUGCGUGCAAUGUAAACGACCGGGUGGUGUUGCCACUGUGUGGGGCGCAUUUGGGUUAUUAGUUUGGAUCUGCUGUCGAUGUGCAGGAGAUGGGGCUGAAGGUAAAGUCAACAUGCAUGCACGUAAAAUUUCGGUGCGCUGAUGUUUUGCGCUACUUGGCGGCUUUGGUUGGGGAUGCCAAGGUGAAGCGUGGGUCAGCUUGUGUCUAUGAACAGCUGUUGCCGCUGAUGAGUCAAGUGGUGAAGGGCCGCUGAGGAGCUAAGUGGUAUGGAGGAUUCCAGCGUUGAAGCGUGUGACUGGCAACUACGCCACUGCACUGCGUCGACAAGCCAUUCUUCCUUCCUGGAAGCCCUUGCCGCUGUCCUCUUCCCGUCACUUAAAGCACGUGGCAGUGCGGCCGUGCUUGCUUGCACCCCUGCAAUAAGGUGCGACGCGGUGUUUGUCUGGAGUCAACCCUGCGGUUGGACCAUACGACACUUACCGGUAACUGGUGGAUACACACCGUGUGGAUGGUUUGUGGGUGUGUGGCCCCCUCACCUGCUACUCGCCGUUAUCGGGGUCUCACCAAUACAUGUACCUUUGCAUGCGCUACCCAUAUGCAUUGCCUUCCCGGUGCUUGGCGACUGCUUGGCAGGCGCCACACUCGCCAGGAGGGGCACGGGGCUCGCGGCAAGACCACAGACCGCUUAGCGCGUCCUGACAGCGUAUACAUAUGGCCUUGUCCAGGAUCCAAAGCGCUUUACGUGGGCAUCGCAUCGGCGGUUCAAGCACGCCCAGCAGGGUUCACGCUGUGUCAUGGCGCUGAUGGCUGGGCGGCAAAGGAAAGGCCAUGGCAGCAUUGCGGCAUUCAGGACAGCUGUGGGACGUGGCCAUGGGGUGUGCGGCAGGGUGUUAAGGAAACUGGAGGAACUUUCGCGAGGAGUAACUGCCUUAUGGUCUAAUUGCCCGGGGCCAGGAGGGUCAUA
This is a messenger RNA of Astrephomene gubernaculifera, 12361 nucleotides long. Lineage: Eukaryota; Viridiplantae; Chlorophyta; Chlorophyceae; Chlamydomonadales; Astrephomenaceae. The record is from the annotation of a GenBank genome assembly.